AUGUUUUUCUGUCUCUCAGACAGAGGAACUGCUGCUGCAACAUUAGGAAUCCGCAGGCUGUUCGGUACUUCUGCCGUUGCUGCAGAAGAGCCUAUCACGCCCCCGGUCGAAGUGAAACACACACAGCUCUUAAUCAACGGCAAAUUUGUUGAUUCAGCAUCAGGUAUCUUUUCUCGCGUUGACUCUUUAUUUCUGUCCAUGUGGAGUCCUCAUGCUCACCCAAUCAUUAUUAUUAUUACUAUCAAAAUUUUCUUAUUCUGCACGUUUUCUUCCCAGGGAAGACAUUCCCUACCCUGGAUCCUAGGACAGGAGAGGUUAUAGCCCAUGUUGCUGAGGGCGAAGCUGAAGAUAUCAACCGGGCUGUGAUCGCUGCCCGCAAGGCAUUCGAUGAGGGACCAUGGCCGAAAAUGUCUCCCUAUGUAAACAUCCUUGGUUUCUUGCUAAUAUAUAUUAAUAUAAAUCAUGCAUUUAAAUGAUAUUUCCUCAUACUCUGCUGGUGCCAUUUCCCAGAAAAGGUCCAUGAUACUUUACCGCUUUGCGGAUUUGAUUGAAAAACACAAUGAUGAAAUCGCAGCACUUGAGACUUGGGACAAUGGGAAGCCGUAUCAACAAGCUGUGUCAGUAGAAAUACCCAUGCUUGCUCGCCUGAUUCGAUACUAUGCUGGCAAGCCAUCCCUACCGCAAAAGAAAGAAACAGUUUAGUGUGCGCCCAAAAAGGAAAUGAAAACCUAAUGAAAAAAUGUUAUUUUAUGGCGUUUCAGGUUGGGCAGACAAAAUCCAUGGACUUACGGCUCAAGCUGAUGGAGCACAUCAUGUUCAAGUGCUACAUGAGCCUUACGGUGUUGCUGGGCAGAUUAUCCCCUGGAAUUUUCCACUACUGAUGUUUGCUUGGAAAGUCGGCCCUGCAUUGGCAUGUGGAAAUACUAUUGUACUAAAGACUGCGGAGCAGACUCCUCUCUCUGCACUGUAUGUGGCAAGGCUAGCUCUUGAGGUAGGGAUUUCCAUUCCUAUCUAUAUUUCAAAUCGAAACCAUGGCUAUGAACUGUGUGGUACAAAGGCAUCAUUGAGUGCUUGAUUAUUUUUGUGCCACGUGUUACCAAUAAAGAGGGUUAACAUGGUUUACAUAAAUGGGUUGUUAUUUAAAUGCAAAACACUUUUUAUCCCUUCUGAUUAUUAUGGUGGCACACCUCACUUCAGAAACAUAUUAUUUGUGGCACAGAAAGGUAAAAUCUCUUACAGGAGAAAUGUUUGUCAGAAGUUGGUAAGUACAACACCGUAAAAUAACUAAAGAAAUAUAAAUGAAAUACAUUGAAUAAAAAUAAUGCAGCGAAUUUAAAUAUGCUUGAGGGUAUUUCAUAGUAACUGCCAGCCUAUCGGUGUGAAGCCUCUUGAAAAGGCCACCAGGGAAAUUUUCCCUGAAGAACUGUUAUGUACAUCGUUGCACAAUAUUUUUUGGUCAGUUCGAAAAUAAGAGUGCAGAUGAACAGGCUUCAUCGUCACAGAAAUCUGAUACAAAUAGUGAAUAGUAUAAAAUGGAUCUUUCUACUUGAUUAUUAGCUUUUGAUAUCUAUUUUUGUGUACAUGACAGAGAUGUAUUUUUUCCUCUAUAUUUCUGUCAUGAUAUAUUUAAUAUUGCAUAAAUAGGAAAGUCUAUCCUCUGUGGCAUGACUUGUAUCUGACAUGCGUUCGUGUUUACAGGCUGGGCUUCCACCUGGUGUCUUAAAUGUAGUGUCUGGAUUUGGCCCAACUGCUGGCGCAUCCCUCGCUACUCACAUGGAUGUUGACAAGGUAUCUUAUGAGAGACAACCAGCAGCCACCUUUAAACGAUUUCGUUCAUUAUCUGCAAACGCAAACCGUACCACAUAAGUGGCAAUUAAUCAUAUUUCUGUGUUAUGUAACACCAUUUACACUAUGUCCCCCUCAAUCAUGUUAGAAUUUUUUUCUUCCUUCGAAGUUCAACAUGCAGAGAAAUAAUUCUCAAGACUAUUUUCUUGCUUAAUCUCGACUUAAAAUCUCAAUAAUUUCUACGACCAAAGGUGAGACAUACAGGUUAUUAAGGUGUCCGGCUUGAAGAUGUUCUUAUUUCUUCCCUCGCAAAUUCACCAGUGAGUAGCAGGAAAUUCACUCAGCAAUUGCAUUCGUCAUUCACAGCACAAGGUGGCUAUUGUCACAUGAAGUCAUAGAUACCAUCUAGCUGAUGCUGUCGGAAAUUUUGAUCCAAGAUUUUAUCCAUCAGCUUCCCAAUCGACUCAAUGAUAGUUUAUAACCUUAUAAACUACAUUUUCUACAAAAUGGCACCGGAAAGACUAUGCAUCGGCAUAUCUAGACAACAUUUCCAAAUCUAUCACAUGUUAGAAAGAUGUAGAUUUUCAUAGGACUUUCGCCCAACCAUAUAACCCACUGGUCUCUGACUUCCAUUGAUUGAAAGAUCAAUGACUUCAAACUGUAUAGAGAAUGAACUUCUGACUCCCGCUUUGCUGUCUUUUUGUAAUCAAUCAUGUUUGUUAAUAUAAUCCCCUUAAUCCUUUUAUUUGAACGAAAAAAUUUCGGAAGGUCCCUGGGAGUUGGAGAGACAGAUAAGAUAACUGAGUACCAUGGCAUUCCUUCCGGAGUGAAUAUCCCCAUCGAAGGCCUUCACUUCAUUCUCGUAUUUGAAAUACACAAUGCCGUGUAUCUAUAAAGUUUCCCACUUAAUACUAAAAAAAUCCUUGGAAAAAUCUAUUUGAGAUCUCAAUAUGUUCAGCCUGUCCACUGACUUUUUACGAGUAGUUCAACAAUGAUCGCCUUUAAAACCAAGAAAUCGAAAUUUUCUUUUCCAGAUGAACUAAGUGGACAAAAAUACAAGUUUCAUGGACCAACAUUGAAAUUUUUUACACGUUCCACAGUUUCCUCCGUCGCCUUCCUUCACAGCCAUUUAGCCAAUGGUGUUUUACUAAAGCUCCAUAUGCAACAACUUUUAUUUCUUCUUCCUUAUUGCCGUGAUGUCAGCUUGCUUUUACUGGAUCGACGGACACUGGUAAGAUUGUUCUUGAGUUGGCUGCAAGAAGCAAUCUGAAGCCAGUGACUCUAGAACUUGGAGGAAAAUCCCCUUUCAUUGUCUGCGAAGAUGCAGACGUUGACAAGGCUGUUGAGAUGGCACAUUUUGCUUUGUUCUUCAACCAGGUGAGAGUCCAUGGCAAUCAAAAUCUCCUUCAGAAUAUGGAGGAAUCAAAUUUUCAUAAAAUAGUUUGCUGCAAGCUAAGGUGGAGUUUUCGACAGGGUCAAUGCUGUUGUGCUGGAUCUCGAACUUUUGUGCAUGAAAAAGUGUAUGAUGAAUUUCUAGAGAAAUCGAAAGCUCGUGCAUUAAGGCGUGUUGUUGGUGACCCCUUCAAAAAGGGUGUUGAACAAGGUCCACAGGUAUACUGAAUGCAAAUUUCUUUCUUUUGGUUGUAGGAUGAAUAUCCAUGUCUCACAUAACCUUUGUCUUCCAUCAUGGUUGUCUUCUCUGAAUUGCACAAAUUUCAAGAGCACCUGGUGGUUCCAUAUGCAUCUGUUUGACUUGUAUCUCCAAAUUAUCCGUAAUUAUGUCUAACGGAUGAAAAUAAAACAAGGAAGCUCCCAGUAGAAUAUGCACCUCUCUUAGUGGAUAGUGAGAAGUGUAGCACACAUGUCCUCCACGUGGUCCCCUAAAAGCGCCACAUGUUUCCAAGCUUAUUAGUUAGGAUUUCAGUCCAUUAAUACAAUUAAUCACAAUAGGGGCUUCUACUCUGAGUGAGUUACGACGGUGGUGCGAUUUUCAUAUGAUAGCCAGUGAGAAACCAAUAGUGAAAUCUGCCGCUAGCUAUAGUUCUUAAGUGCAAGGACAUUUUUUCCAAAUGUUUUGUGUGAGGAGGAAUAUGUGAGACUUUAUUUCCAAGAAAUCUUCAAGACAAGGAAAUGGUACCAUCAAACUAUCUUUCAUUGUGCGCAAGAACUAAAAUUAGAAAAGGUUUAAGGUAUCUAGAAUCAGUUCUUCAUGUGCUCCCCCUGAUAGAUGUCUCUUCAUGCCCAUCAAAUGCAAACCAAUCAACUAAACAAAACACCUAGAGGAGCCUGAUAUUCAUUUUUCUGCCCUCUCUGGGCCCACCCUGCCUCAUCUUUAAUCAUCUCCUGCGACUAUUGCUUCACAAAAUUCAGAUCGACGAGGAGCAGUUCAACAAGAUCAUGCACUACAUAAGAUCUGGACUCGACAGUGGAGCCACCCUCGAAGCAGGAGGUGACAGAUUUGGCACCAAGGGCUACUACAUCCAACCCACUGUGUUCUCAGAUGUGAAGGUAAUGAAACUCCUCACUCUUCUCUACACCAGCUUUCUAACACCUUCCUUCAUCUUAAAGCAGUUACCUCAUGAAACUUGUUAUCAACAACCAGGAUGACAUGCUGAUUGCGAAGGACGAGAUCUUCGGACCAGUGCAGUCAAUCCUGAAGUUCAAGUGAGCUUUAAACCAUAUGGGUCUCAUGGUCUUAGCUCGUUUUUCCAUGUCCUCACUCUCAAUGCCGUGCCAUCUCCAUCCAGAGACCUUGAUGAGGUAGUUCGCCGGGCCAAUGCAACCCGCUAUGGGCUUGCUGCUGGGAUCUUCACCAACAACCUCGACACGGCGAACACCCUGACCCGGGCUCUGCGGCAGGGGACCAUCUGGAUCAACUGCUUCGACGUCUUUGAUGCCGCCAUCCCCUUCGGCGGGUUCAAGAUGAGCGGGCAGGGAAGGGAGAAGGGGAUCCACAGCCUCAGGAAUUACCUCCAGGUGAAGGCAGUCGUCACACCACUGAAGAACCCUGCAUGGCUGUAA
This is a messenger RNA of Spirodela intermedia, 4806 nucleotides long. The record is from the annotation of a GenBank genome assembly. NCBI's taxonomy places the organism in Eukaryota, Viridiplantae, Streptophyta, Magnoliopsida, Alismatales, Araceae.